UUCUCGAACUCCUAAUACAGCUUCGUUCCAAGAAAGGAGCCGUCCCGCGCAACCAGCGAAACUACAGAGUGAAACCGCAUGUACUACUAGUAGUCUAAUCAGCGUGUCGGCUACGUCACUCAACACAGGCUGGUGUGUCACACAGCGCUAUUCAUAUAAAUAGCAGCGGCAAAGCAUGGGGCUCGGAAGAGGGACGCAAAAACUUCAUGGUGCUGUUUAGCAAUCAGGAAGUGGUAGGCUAGUCACCGAAAAUUCAUUCAUUUGUUAUUCACGGAUUAAAUAUUUGGGUCAGCUUCAAGCUGGCACUGUCGUGUAUUAAUCCCGUGGUGAUGUCCGGAGGAGGCCUUGCUACUAGCUUCUAUAGUUCGAGAACUGCACCAUCUGCUUUCAGUAGUCCAGGUGGACCUCAGAGUCCAGAAGAAGAUAAGAAGCUAAGAAGGCGAGAAAAGAACAGAGUAGCUGCACAACGAAGUCGUAAAAAACAGACACAGAAAGCAGAUAAACUGCAUGAGAUCAGCGUUACCCAACCACCGGGCCGCGGACCAGUACCGUUCCGUGGAGCACUUGGAACCAGGCCGUCGGGUAAGGAAUAUGAAAAUCUUGAACAGGAAAACUCUUCCCUAAAAAAAGAAAUCAGGAUAUUAACGGAUGAGGUCAAGCACUUGAGCGAUGUUCUGAAAGACCAUGAGCAGAUAUGUCCCCUGCUACACUGUCCUCUCAGCUGCUUAUCUGUCCCCCGGGCUGAUGUCAUCACCAGCUGCCCUCCACGAUGACCAGCGUCAAAUGUUAUUUUCUUUCUCUGUCACAUUUUUGAUAUAUAAUAUGAGAACAUUAUAACUGCUAUUUUGUGUGUUCAGAGAGAGAGAGAGAUGUUUCAAUGCAAUACCUCCUUUUUAUCAGGGAUUUGAUAUUCCUUUUUAAUGAAGAAUGUGCCAACCAAUCAACUACCUUUUAAUAAAGUGCCAAACAACCA
Protopterus annectens (West African lungfish) is the source of this 973-nucleotide messenger RNA. It is a transcript of the gene BATF3, whose product is annotated as basic leucine zipper ATF-like transcription factor 3. The transcript is spliced from 4 exons. Lineage: Eukaryota; Metazoa; Chordata; Ceratodontiformes; Protopteridae. The record is from RefSeq and is a predicted model, not a curated record. Bases 330 to 773 code for a protein of 147 amino acids. Gene Ontology annotation, biological process: regulation of transcription by RNA polymerase II. Gene Ontology annotation, molecular function: DNA-binding transcription factor activity, RNA polymerase II-specific; RNA polymerase II cis-regulatory region sequence-specific DNA binding. Gene Ontology annotation, cellular component: nucleus.